UUUUCCUCGCGCACUCUCGAUCACCGUCUUCCUUUUCUCCCCUCUUUCUUUCCCUCUUCCCCUCUUCCCGUCCCUCUGUUUCCUUUCCCUCUCACUCUCUUUUCUUCCUUUCUCUCACUUCGUUUGAACCAAACGGGUCGCUGCGAGAGGACAUACAGAACUUGCGAAGUCCUGGGUGCUUCUGUGUAUCUGGUGGUGGUAGAUAAUGUCGUCCGUUUACGUGCUCGAGCCGCCGACAAAGGGCAAGUUGAUUCUUUACACCACGUACGGGCCACUGGACAUCGAACUCUGGCCUAAAGAGGCCCCAAAGGCCGUCAGGAACUUCGUCCAACUGUGCCUGGAAGGCUAUUACGACAAUACCAUCUUUCACCGUAUUAUCAAGGGCUUCCUCAUACAGGGCGGUGAUCCAACCGGCAGUGGCACCGGUGGUGAAAGCAUAUAUGGAAGUGUUUUUCCUGAUGAGUUCCAUUCACGUCUAAGAUUCAACCACAGGGGAAUUGUUGCAUGCGCAAAUGCUGGUACCCCACAUUCUAAUGGGAGCCAAUUCUUUAUUUCCUUGGAUAAGUGUGAUUGGCUUGAUCGAAAGAGUACCAUUUUUGGAAAGGUGACUGGAGAUUCAAUAUAUAAUCUUUUAACCAUUGGUGAGGUUGAAACUGACAAAGAUGAUUGGCCAUUGGAUCCAGCCCCAAGAAUCAAAUCAAUUGAGGUAUUAUGGAACCCUUUUGAAGAUAUUGUUCCUAGGGGACCCCCUAAGCCCCUAAUCCAAUCUGCAACAGAUACUGAAAAUAAAGAUUUAAAGAAGAAACCUGUGAAAAAGUUGAACUUACUUUCAUUUGGAGAGGAAGCUGAAGAAGAGGAGAAGGAAUUAGCAGCUGUGAAACAAAAGAUUAAGAGUAGUCAUGAUGUAUUGGAUGAUCCUCGUCUCCUAAGGGAACAACAUCCAAGUGAAGAAUUGGACAUGUCCUUGAGCCUUUCUUCAAUGCAGAACUCAGCUGAAGCCAAAGCAACCAGGGAUCUGCAGUUAUCUGUGAGAGGGGCAUUAAGCUCUAAGAAGGACGCAUCAAAGAAAGAUUCAGAUGCUGAACUUUCUAAUAGUGAUGAUGAUGAUGAUGAGGCCAACUUUGAUGCACGAAUGCGCCAACAAAUACUCAGAAGAAGAAUGGACCUGGGAGAUCUCUCAUCUAAGCAAAAGAAAGAUGGAAGCACUAGCCCAACAGGUCGUCAAAUUUCUGUCCCAAGGUAUACUGCUGAAAGCAUUGACGAUGACCAGCCAAGGGUGGAGAAGCUGUCGCUGAAGAAAAAGGGAAUAGGAUCUGAAGCCAGGGCAGAGCGCAUUGCCAAGGCAGAUGUAGAUUUACAGUUAUUCAGUGAAGCUGAACAAGGAAGACUGUUGCAAAAGCAGAAGAAGCGCAGAAUUCAAGGACGUGAGGAUGAGGUUUUAGCAAAACUUGAGAAGUUUAAGAAGGCAAUUUCUGCAAAGGAAGUUGCCGCAAACACCGAGUCCGGAGGUGCCUAUAAAGAGGAUUUGUCUGACUGGAGUAGUGUCCGCCUAAACUUUGAACCUGAACCUGGCAAGGAUCGUAUGUCUCGCAAAGACGACCCAAAUGAUUAUGUUGUGCAUGAUCCCCUUUUGGAGAAAGGAAAAGAGAAAUUCAACCGAAUGCAAGCCAAGCAAAAAAGACGAGAACGAGAAUGGGCUGGCAAAUCUCUCACUUAGUGUCAUCCCUGCAAAUGACGACCAUGAAAUUGAUGAGUUGGUUUAGGUGGGCCGCCUAGUGUUUGCUAUGUGGUUUGAGUGAUCAAAGUGUGGAAAAAAAAUCCCCAUCUUGCCAGCCAAACUUCCAAGAAACUGGGAAGCUGUAGUUGACCAAUAGGCUCCUAGGUUCAUUUCAUUUGUACUAUUACACUGAUUCUCGCCUCCUGUCUAAUUUAUCUCCUGUAGAAGUACAAUUCAUUGUAGAUACCUCUGCUAAAUAUGCCAUGAUCAUAGAGGGUUUUACGAGUCAAA
Molecule: messenger RNA, 2008 nt
Organism: Manihot esculenta (cassava)
Lineage: Eukaryota; Viridiplantae; Streptophyta; Magnoliopsida; Malpighiales; Euphorbiaceae
Product: peptidyl-prolyl cis-trans isomerase CYP57
Exons: 10
Coding region: 206-1717 (503 amino acids)
Biological process (GO): protein folding; protein peptidyl-prolyl isomerization
Cellular component (GO): catalytic step 2 spliceosome
Molecular function (GO): peptidyl-prolyl cis-trans isomerase activity
Source: RefSeq, a predicted model, not a curated record